Molecule: messenger RNA, 1712 nt
Organism: Phaethon lepturus (White-tailed tropicbird)
Lineage: Eukaryota; Metazoa; Chordata; Aves; Phaethontiformes; Phaethontidae
Gene: PI4K2B
Product: phosphatidylinositol 4-kinase type 2 beta
Exons: 9
Coding region: 7-1164 (385 amino acids)
Biological process (GO): Golgi organization; endosome organization; phosphatidylinositol phosphate biosynthetic process
Cellular component (GO): endosome; lysosomal membrane; plasma membrane
Molecular function (GO): 1-phosphatidylinositol 4-kinase activity
Source: RefSeq, a predicted model, not a curated record
GCUGAUAUGAACAUAUUUUUAGAUGAUCCAGAAUUUGCAGAAAUUAUUCUGAGAGCAGAACAAGCUAUAGAGUGUGGAGUUUUUCCAGAAAGAAUCUCUCAAGGAUCCAGUGGGAGUUACUUUGCCAAGGAUCCAAAAGGGAAAAUUAUUGGAGUGUUCAAACCAAAAUCUGAAGAGCCUUACGGACAUCUAAAUCCAAAAUGGACCAAAUAUUUUCACAAAGUUUGUUGUCCUUGCUGCUUUGGCAGAGGCUGCCUCGUUCCAAAUCAGGGAUACCUCUCUGAAGCUGGUGCCUAUCUUGUGGAUGACAAGCUGGGGCUAGGAGUUGUACCUAAAACUAAGGUUGUCUGGCUUGUCAGUGAGACCUUUAAUUACAGUGCAAUAGAUCGUGCAAAGUCAAGAGGAAAAAAAUAUGCUCUAGAAAAAGUGCCAAAAGUUGCUAAAAAAUUUAAUCGAAUUGGACUACCUCCUAAGGUUGGCUCCUUCCAGCUGUUUGUUGAAGGAUAUAAGGAAGCUGACUACUGGCUCAGGAAGUUUGAAACUGAUCCUUUACCUGAGAACACAAGGAAAGAAUUUCAGUCACAGUUUGAAAGAUUGGUUAUCUUGGAUUAUGUAAUCAGAAAUACAGACAGAGGUAACGAUAACUGGUUAGUCAGGUAUGAAAAACAAGAUGAUGGACGUGAUCUGUCAGAUAAGGAUAGUCAGUGGACUAUAACUAAAGAAUCUACUAUUAAGAUUGCUGCAAUUGACAAUGGUUUAGCAUUUCCUUUUAAGCAUCCUGAUGAGUGGAGGGCAUAUCCCUUUCACUGGGCUUGGCUGUCUCAAGCAAAAGUUCCUUUCUCUCAGGAGACCAGAGAUUUAGUUCUUCCUCGCAUUUCUGAUAUGAACUUCGUGCAGGAUCUUUGUGAAGAUCUUUAUGAACUAUUUAAGACUGAUAAAGGAUUUGACAAGGCUACUUUUGAAAACCAAAUGUCCGUUAUGAGGGGGCAGAUACUAAACCUUACUCAGGCAUUAAAGGAUGAAAAAAGUCCCAUUCAGCUUGUUCAGAUGCCCCGUGUGAUUGUGGAGCGAAGCAGCACUGGAAGUCAGGGCCGGAUUGUUCAUCUGAGUAAUGCGUUCACACAGACCUUUCACAGCAGGAAGCCUUUCUUUUCCUCCUGGUAGCAACAAAAAUACAUGGGAAGAGUUAAGUUUCUCUUAACUUUAGAAAGCUACUUCUGUGUAAAGGCUCUGCAAUAACAUAUUUCUGCUGUAUAGCAAGAGCUCUGACUGCCGACACCUCAGAACUUCUAAAUUCUAAAGACUUAAGAAAUGUAUUUUGAAUGUAAUAAAAGUUUACAAUUUUUGUCUCAAAAUUGUGAAUUCUUAUGUCAGGGAAUGAGAAGAACUUGUCCAUAUUGUAUUUUUAUAGGCUAAAUUACUGUAUUCUGAAUAAGGGAAGAUACACAGUUUGCAUAUGCUAAGAAACUACUUUUGAAUACAACAGGAUUUCUUUUUGUUUGAUAUAAAUGUAAGAACCUAUAUGCUAUCAAUUUCUUUUUAUAUGGUCUUUAAAAAAAAGUGCAGAAUGUUAUCACUGAUUGUAAAAAUGCUUUUCCUUGGAAUUUCUUUCUGAUACUUUAAGCUGUUGAUAGAUUUUUCAUAAGCCAGUUACUUGAAAAGUCAGGCACUAAAAAAAAAUAAUAAUAAUAAAAAAAUCAUUCUGUCCUUGA